GUAUUUAGAAACGACAACAGAAGAACAUACACAUGAAAUGCAAUAAACCUUGUUGGAUAAUUUGGACAGCUAAAACACAAUCAUACCAGCCAGUCAAAAUUAAUGUUAUACACAUGGGACACCUUAAUGCCUGCCUCUGACUUUUGACCUGUAGCAAACCAAAUUUCUAACACACUAAUUAAUAAUAGGAUGCCCAAGUAGAAGAACUAAAAAGUCCUCCAAAGACCCUUUCAAAAAGAAGAAAACAGCUAGCAUAUUGUUGAAGAAUAACAUUUGAAUCUUUGAAGUGAUCUUCAGUAGAUUAGAGAAAAUCAAUAUGGCAAGUUUUUUAGGGACUACUCAGAAGUGCAAGGCUUGUGAGAAGACUGUUUACUUGGUGGAUCAACUUCAGGCAGAUAACAAAAUCUACCACAAAGCUUGUUUUAGAUGCCACCAUUGCAAGGGCACCCUCAAGUUGAGUAAUUUCUCUUCCUUUGAGGGGGUUUUAUACUGUAAACCACAUUUUGAUCAACUUUUCAAGAUGACUGGCAGCUUAAAUAAGAGCUUCGAAAAUGGUGCUCCAAAAAUCUCUAGAGUUGAUAGAUCGACUAACCAGGGUCCAAAAAAUAGCAAAAUCUUGAGCAUGUUUGCUGGGACACAAGACAAAUGUGUUGCAUGUAAAAAAACUGUUUACCCACUUGAAAAGGUUAGGUUCAUAUUUCUUGUAUCACUGAAUUUGCACAUAAAAGUCCAACAUAAAUCUGUUUGAUUUAAUUUUAGUACUAUUUUCGUCCCAAAAUAAUUUUGUAGUUUGAAAUUUUAUUUUUGGUAUAAAUUUUAUUAAAUGUAAAAAUUUAAACAGAACAAUUAUUUUAAGAAAAAAAGAGUAUUUUUCAUUGACGUCUAGGCACCAAACUUUGAAUUUAUCAAAUUUACCCAUGAUAAACCCACUUACAUACAAAAGAAAAAAAGAAGAAGAAGAAGAGUAACUAUAAUUGUCUAUAAUUAAUCUGUCAUUCUAAAAUCACUUGAAUCUACUAUAGGAAACCACUAAAUCAUACCUUUGAAAUUUUCUUCCUUCUUAAUGAAUCGAUUUUUCUUUUUUUUUUUUUUUGCAAUGUCUAACACACCUCUUACUUCUUUCGAAAAUCUUUAAAUUGCUAUAUUAUUGUUGAUGUUUUGUAGGUGGCAGUUGAUGGAACAUCGUAUCACAAAGCUUGCUUUAAGUGUAGCCGAGGGGGUUGUAUGAUCAGCCCUUCAAAUUUCAUAGCUCAUGAGCAGAAACUGUAUUGCAGGCACCACCAUUCCCAACUUUUCAAGGAAAAGGGCAAUUUCAGCCGAUUCGAGGAACAAAAACCACUUAAAGGCCAAAUACCAGCAAUGUAAAAAAAUAAAAUUGAUCGAAUGAAUUAAUGCAAAAAAAGAAAAAGAGAGAGAGAGAGAGAGAAAAAGAUGAUCUUAUUUCGGAUAACAUUCGAUUUCGAAUUUUAUUUCUGUUGACAACAUUGUGUUCUACUUAAUAAUUUACAAAAUUUUGUGUCACAAAUGUAAGAACAUCACUGACAACAUUCUUUCGAAAUCAGCUAAUAAAUGAUAUUGGUGUAGUUUUCAUUUGUACUACAUCAUAUCAUUUCCCCUUAAAAUUCAUUUUCCCUUCUCAAUUCUCAUUUUCAUUUUGUACCAUUCUCUAAUGUAUUUAAAAAAG
This is a messenger RNA of Oldenlandia corymbosa var. corymbosa, 1684 nucleotides long. The record is from the annotation of a GenBank genome assembly. NCBI's taxonomy places the organism in Eukaryota, Viridiplantae, Streptophyta, Magnoliopsida, Gentianales, Rubiaceae.